AUGCAGGGCACUGACAACUCACCUUUCGUUCUCAGAAUCGAGGCAACGCCUCCGCACCUCACCUAUCUGCUGCUCUCGACCUUCCUGAUAAGCUAUGUGCUCUUCACAAAUUUCUUGCGCAACCGACUACAUUUGUCGGAACCACCGAUAGCCUUGCUCGUCGGGAUCUUGUUGGGCCCACAAGUCCUGCGCUGGCUCACGCCCAAUUUCUGCGAUGGAAAAGGAUGUGGCAGUGAAGGCAGAGGCGGAUGGGGCUGGGGAGAUGGCACCGUGCAAGAGUUGACUAGAGUCAUUGUCGGCAUCCAAGUCUUCGCAGUGGGUGUCGAACUGCCAAAAAGGUACGCUCGCAGACACUGGAAAUCGGUCGCUAUGCUUCUCGGACCCGUAAUGACUUUUGGCUGGGUCGUGUGCGCCGUAUUCGCAAAGUACAUUUUCGAAACCAGCUGGUCGACUGCUCUCAUCAUCUCGGCGUGCCUCACACCAACGGAUCCGGUCCUCGCAGCGAGUAUCUUGUCUAACUCACAAUUCUCUACCCGGGUUCCGAAGAGACUAAAGGACAUGCUGAGCGCUGAAUCUGGUUGCAAUGACGGCGUGUCCUUCCCGUUCCUCUACAUUGGCCUGUUCCUCUUGACACAGCACACCAUCGGCGAUGCUUUUAAGGACUGGUUCCUUAUCACAAUCCUUUGGCAGUGCGCGUUCGGAGUCUUCAUCGGCCUUGUCAUCGGCACCACCUUCAACUGGGUCUUGCGAUUCAGUCACUCUCGUGGCUACAUCGAUAAUGCCGGAUUCACAGUGUUCUACUUGCUGCUAGCCAUAUUCUGCGUGGGCGUCGGAUCGACUUUGGAUUCAGAUGACUUCUUGGUCGCUUUCGGUGGUGGCUAUGGAUUCGCUCGAGAUGGCUGGUUCGCAAAGAAGACGAAGGAAGCACACCUGCCGAACAUCAUCGAUCUACUCCUCAACUCCUCGAUGUUUGUCUACGUGGGCACCAUCCUGCCGUUUGAGUCGUACAGUAACACAUACCUGACGCCUUGGAUCACUGUACCCCGGCUGCUCGGAUUCUUGGCUCUAGUUUUGCUAUUCCGCAGAAUCCCAAUCGUGUUGGCCACAUACAAAUUUAUUCCGGACAUCAGAACAUUUCGAGAAGCAAUAUUCUGCGGACACUUCGGCCCAAUGGGUCUUGGUGCUCUGUUCCUCGCAAUUGAGGGCAGAGCAGUGUUGGAGACAGGGAGCUCUACACCCGAUGAUCAUCCUCCGGAAUACUCGCCGCCGUUGACGGAUCGCCAGAAAGGCAUAGAGACCAUUUUUCCGGUAGUGUCUUUCAUUGUGCUCGGAAGCACUCUAGUGCAUGGCUUGAGCGUGCUCGCUUUGAGUCUGGCCUCUCAUCUUGUAAGGCAUGAGAAACACCGAGCGCAGAUCCCAGCAGCCGAGACAGAUCCGUUGACGGGAAUGGAGCAUGAGGAUGGUGACGGCGGUAGCGCAACAGACACAGAAGACGAGCACGGCCAGCCUUGA
Molecule: messenger RNA, 1512 nt
Organism: Cercospora beticola
Lineage: Eukaryota; Fungi; Ascomycota; Dothideomycetes; Mycosphaerellales; Mycosphaerellaceae
Biological process (GO): regulation of membrane potential; sodium ion export across plasma membrane; intracellular potassium ion homeostasis
Cellular component (GO): plasma membrane
Molecular function (GO): sodium:proton antiporter activity
Source: RefSeq, a predicted model, not a curated record